This is a messenger RNA of Grus americana (Whooping crane), 3084 nucleotides long. It is a transcript of the gene TMEM62, whose product is annotated as transmembrane protein 62. The coding region runs from base 859 to 2799 and encodes 646 amino acids. The record is from RefSeq and is a predicted model, not a curated record. The transcript has 14 exons. Lineage: Eukaryota; Metazoa; Chordata; Aves; Gruiformes; Gruidae. Gene Ontology annotation, molecular function: hydrolase activity.
CUGUCUGAAAACAUGAGAAUAGUAUAUUAAAUAUGAAAGAAAACAGUGAUGUAAAGUGACAGAAGCUUUUUCAGCUGAAGUCAUGCUUAAGAUUGUAAGAAAAAAACCUUAACAGUAAAUGUGGGUGGCAAUUAGGAAAACAGGGAGUUGAUAGCAAAGAAUAACUUACCAGUUAUGAAACUGUAUGGUUGCUACAGUAAGGUUUAAAAUAAUGUAUAUUAAAAUAAAAUACAUUCAAAAGAGCAAAAAAAAGAUGUUUUAAGUAUGUUAGGAGCAGAAAAGUCAAUUGCCUAGGGUUACGAGAAGGUAGAGUUAUAAAUACUAAUGGGGGGAGGGAAGAAUUUUUUUAUUCAGUACUUGGAAGAAAGCAGGAUGAGACACUGAUCUCUUCAUGUGUCUGGGUUUUGUCCCGACUGUUCUUGACAUAAGAAAUUGCCCAAGGCCUCCUUACAGUACAUACUUCCCCCCCAAAUCACGAAAAUGGCUUAAGGACGAAUGCAGACCGCACGUUUCAGGUAAGGUUUCAGCCUGUUUUGUUUUCGCCCAGGCACUACCAGGCACCCCUGCAGCUAGAGGGGCAGCGGGCACCCUCAGAACCCAGGCCGGCCGCGGGGCGGCCUAGAGCUGCUCGCAGCUGCCCGGGCAAGACAAGGGCGACCGAGAAGCUUCACGCACAUCCCGCAACCUAAGGCAGGGGAGCGCCCACCUCCUCCCCGCGCUGGCAUCGAUCCUCCGAGCCAACCACAGAGGAGCGGCAGGGGCGGCCCGACAAGCCGAGGAGGUGGGCCGCGACACGGAAGUGCUGAAGCCAGCGGCGCUGCCCGGCGGCGGGCCAAAGGGGCCGCUCGGGGCGGGCGCAUGGUAGCAGCGCGGCGCAGGAUGCUGAAGCUGGCCGUGGGGCUGCUGACGGCUGCCGCCUUGGCGCUGCUGCUGGAUUGGUACGCGCCUUCGAGGACCACGCUGCUGACGGCGGGUCAGCGCCGCCGGCGGCAGGCCCCUCAGCCUGUCCCCGGGGCGGAGGCCGCCAACCUGCUGUGGGUAGUGCAGGUAUCAGAUAUUCAUAUCAGUAGAUUUCGGGAUCCCAAACGAGCUCCUGACUUUGAAAAAUUCUGUUCUCAAACAAUUGAUAUAAUUCAGCCAGCACUUGUUCUAGCAACAGGUGACCUGACAGAUGCUAAGACAAAAGAUAAACUGGGAUCUGAGCAGGUAGAAGUAGAAUGGAAAACUUACCAGUCAAUCCUGAAGAGAUCAAGGGUCAUGGAAAAAACCAAGUGGAUAGACAUCAAAGGGAAUCAUGAUUCGUUCAACAUUCCACACCUGGAUAGUGUUCGGAAUUAUUACAGGAAGUACUCUGCCUGGCGUAAGGAUGGCUCUUUCCAUUACAUCCACACCACCUCUUUUGGGAACUAUUCCUUCAUCUGUGUGGAUGCCACACUUAGCCCAGGUCCUAAGAGACCCUAUAAUUUCUUCGGGAUUUUAAACAUGAAUCAAAUGAAAGAGCUAUCUUUGAUGGCAACAGAAAGUCUGCACAGCAAUCAUACUAUCUGGUUUGGCCAUUUUCCCACUUCAACAAUCAUCUCCCCAGCCCCAGGAAUACGAACAUUAAUGAGUUCUGCCACAGCCUAUUUAUGUGGACAUCUCCAUACAAUGGGUGGGCUGAUGCCAGCCUUGCACAGUCAACACCGUGGCGGCACUCUGGAACUCGAACUGGGAGACUGGAUGGAUAACAGGAGGUACCGGAUCCUUGCAUUUGAUCAUGACCUCCUUAGCUUCGCAGAUCUUAACUUUGAAGAAUGGCCUGUAGUCCUCAUCACCAAUCCAAAGUCCUUCCUUUACAGCAGUUCUGCUCAUGAACCACUAGUCAAAAUUCUUUAUUCCACUCAUAUCAGAAUUCUGGCUUUCUCUCCUUCUGUCAUUAUCUCCGUCAAAGUCUAUAUAGAUGGAGUUCACUUGGGGAAUGCGCGUCAGGUGUCUGGCCCUCUCUAUGUAUUGAAGUGGAGCCCACAAAACUACAGCGAAGGGUUCCAUCACAUAGAUGUGACUGUCCAGGAUGCUUCAGGAAGAAUUAGCACGCGGGGUCAUAUAUUUGCUAUGGAAGAAAACCUCUCUCUUAGAUUUGGCUUUUGGCCAUCUCUUAUUCUUCUCACUGACUAUUAUGUUCUAGCUCGUGUGCUCUUUGGACUGAUUGUGCUGAUUCAGAUUGCCUUGCUCGUUGUUUUCAGAUACCUCCAAAAGCCAGCGCUCAAAGAAAAGCCAGGAUUACUUACUCUGACCUCGUAUUCCCUUCAUAUCUUCAGUAAAACAAACACCUUCUAUUACUCAAUUCUGGUUCUGAAUUUAUACACCAUUCUGGGACCAUGGUUUGUAGGUGAACUGAUAGAUGGCCAGGUGGGGGCCUGUUUUUCCUUUGGGGUGUUCGUUGGUGGUUCCUUCUUACAGGGCAGUCUGACAUUUGUGGUUGGGAUUUUACAGAUGUUGUUUUUCAACCUGCCAUUAAUGGCCUAUCUGUGCUGGUGCCUGUUGCUGCGAUGCCAGGGUCACAGCUUCUGUUCUCACAUCCGUCACGUCCGACGCCUCGUGGCUGUGGUUGUUCACCUGGCAAUGGCGCUCCUCCUGGCCUGGCAGGUCUAUUCCUGCUAUUUCCUACAGCGAACUUACGGGACCUUGGCUUUCUUCCUCUCCCCAAUGAGAACGUGGCUGGUGGUGCUGACCUCAGCUCUGAUUUAUAAAACCUGGACGCUGAAAUCAUCUGAGCUCAGAACUUACAUAGUAGAAAUGAAAAACUGUCAGAGCUCCUGAAGUACAAGUUCUUUGACUUAAAAAAAUGACAAGGUACAACCUAUAGUUUUGUGAUGCUGGAAUUCCAUACAGCCCAACCAUCAGGUGGUAAGAUCUGAAGCUGCACCUGCACUGCUACAGAGCUGUAUUGAACAGUAAAUGUAUAACAACAUGUAUUAUGUACUUUUAUUGUAUUAUAUGUAUACAAUAUACUGUAUAAUACAUGUUAUAUAUAAUACAGUUAUACAUUAUACAUUAAUACAGUAUACAGUAAACUGUAAUAAUCUCUAUAAUAGGGAUUUUGUA